This is a messenger RNA of Diceros bicornis minor, 1364 nucleotides long. RefSeq names its product Sin3A associated protein 25 (gene SAP25). Gene Ontology annotation, cellular component: cytoplasm; nucleus. NCBI's taxonomy places the organism in Eukaryota, Metazoa, Chordata, Mammalia, Perissodactyla, Rhinocerotidae. The transcript is spliced from 5 exons. The coding region runs from base 107 to 1096 and encodes 329 amino acids. The record is from RefSeq and is a predicted model, not a curated record. Gene Ontology annotation, biological process: regulation of DNA-templated transcription.
GCUGCGGCGGGGGCCCAGGAGGGGUGAGGCGGGCGGGAGGCCCGGUGGUGGUGCGGGCGAGGGGCACAGAGGUGCGGCCCUGCCCUACCCUCCCCCCAGACGCGACAUGUUGCCCUGGCCUCCUCCGUGGUGGGACGCGGGUGAGGAGCAGGUACCCCAGGAAGAAGGCCCCUGGGCAGGCAGUGACCCCGACGAGGCCUGGGACUCUGGAGAGGAAGCCCUUGGGGAGCCAGGAACACCCCCACCGGACAGCCCUCAUGCCCCGUCCCGAAGACCUUCCUGGAUCCAGAGAGAGCAGCUGCUGCCCCAGGGUCUCACAGGCCUGGCUGCUGAGCAGCCCCGGGGAACCCCAGUGCCCCUUUCCCCCCAGAUGGCCUGGGACGUGGCCCCCUCAAGAAUGACCCUGCUAGCACCCUGGGACCUCCACUACGAGGCUAAAGCAGGACCUCGGCUGGUGUGGGGGCCCAGCUGUGCAUCUGGCGUUGCGUUCUCAGGCCGGACCUUGUGUCAUCCCUCAUUCUGGCCGCUGUACGAGGCAGCUUCAGGCAGGAGCCUCAGACCCCUGGCCCCUGCAACAGGACAUCAGAAUGGAGAGCAGGCGCCCGGGGAUGCAGGGUUCCAGGUGAUGUGCUGUGAAGAUGUCUUCCUUUCAGACCCUCUGCUGCCCCCUGGGCAGCGUGUUCCCGUGUACCUGUCUGAGGCCUCUCAGCAGGUGAGCGCUCUUCCUGCCCUGGCCUCAGCCCAGCCUUCACUGCCGGCCUGGGAGGAGACAUUCCCCUUCCUCUCUCCUCAGGUGAUGGGCUCUUUGAAGCUGCUGCUCCCACCCCCUAUUAUGUCCCCUUGGGUCCUCCCCACCUCAUCCCCUGGCUGCUCCACUGCCUGGCUCAGUGGGCCUGAGCUGAUCGCCCUCACUGGCCUCCUGCAGAUGAGCCAGGGGGAGCCGGGACCUAGCUCCUCCAUCUCCUCCGGGGCUCCCACGCCCCCUGGUGGCCCCCCUGACCCUGUCUCUGACCACCCAGGCCCCAGUGGUGGCCAGAGUUGUUCUCACUGCGCUGACUCAUCUCUCCCACGGACCCCAGACACUCAUUGUCCAUAGCCCCUCUGGGGCAGAGUGGGCCCCCUAUUCCCCCAGGCAGAUUCUGUUGACAAUAAAACUGUUGGUUUGCAAACAGGCUCCUCGUGGCAGGUAGCAGAGUGGUACCUGCCUGGAGGCAGGGAUGGGGUCUCUUCCUCCACCACAGCUUUGGCUGCCCUCCCCACAAAUUUUUAUUACUCAUUGGCCACCCCCUACACUGGGGUGGGGGAAUCUAUGAAUCUAAGACCUUUCCAGGCUGACCAAGCAGGGAACCUUUAAUCGUGGGGUA